GCGCACGCGCUUCUUUCCGCCCAGGGUUGGCGAGGAACCGGCCAUUCUCUACACAAGACAGACGACUCAAUUGGCCUCGCAAAGCCUCUCUUACUCAAUCGCAAGGCCAACACCAAGGGCCUUGGCAACACAAAACAUUUCACAAGCGACAUGUGGUGGAUGAACGCCUUUGACGAGCAGUUGAAAGGCCUCGACACCUCUAAAAAGGGCCAGGUCGUGCAAACCGUCAAGACCGGCAAGCUCAACGCGCUAGAUCACGGGAACGUGUCAAAAUACUCGGUUUACGCUUCAUUUGUACGAGGCGGGUUUCUCGAUGGAACACUCAGUGUAGAGACGACAGACGACUCGACAAGCAGCGAUUCGGAGAAGAGCGACGAUAAGAAGACAGAGGCGAAAGCUACAAAAUCCAAGGAGACCAAAGAGGAGAAGAGAGUUCGAAAAGAAGAGAAAAGGAAGCGAAAAGAGGCUAGAGCUCUGAGAAGAGCGGCCAAGGCUGAAAGAAGGUUAAAGAGAGCCGGGGCGAAGAAAGACACGUCUGAUUCUGGCAGUAGUGGAAAAGAAGAGAAACUCCUUAGACGUGUGCAGAAGGAAGAAAAGCGCAAGCGGAAAGAAUUAAAAAAGGAGAAAAUCUAAUAAGGAUACUGGAAUGGAGGAUUCAUAUACGGCGCAUUAGCAGGGAGUUUGGCUUCUUCUUUUUUUCUCUCAAACGCAAGGGAUACCCAAAUAGAGUGCGUUUCAAGUUUGUAUUUCUUUGGAUGGAUUGGCUGGUCGGCCAGGCUUGCCAGAUAGAAUCCAAGGCCGCUUGUCCCAAAAUUCGUCCCUGAUGAUAUCCAAGUGUUCCACGACCACUUUUGCCUUGGCUCUGCGCUUCUUAUCCUUUUCCGCUUGUGACUUUGACUGCACUGCUGGCUCCGCAAGGGCAUCUGCUGCAGCAGCUUCAUUAUGACUGCCAGGAUCGACCAAUUCAUACUACAAACGUCAGUUCUAAAUGCAACCAAUCUUGACAUGGCCUG
This is a messenger RNA of Trichoderma atroviride IMI 206040, 1013 nucleotides long. RefSeq lists its product as uncharacterized. The record is from RefSeq and is a predicted model, not a curated record. Lineage: Eukaryota; Fungi; Ascomycota; Sordariomycetes; Hypocreales; Hypocreaceae.